CUCCUUGUUGCUUUGAAAUCUUAGAAGAGAGCCCACUAAUUCAAGGACUCUUACUGUGGGAGCAACUGCUGGUUCUAUCACAAUGAAACGGCUGGUUUGUGUGCUCUUGGUGUGCUCCUCUGCAGUGGCACAGUUGCAUAAAGAUCCUACCCUGGAUCACCACUGGCAUCUCUGGAAGAAAACCUAUGGCAAACAAUACAAGGAAAAGAAUGAAGAAGCAGUACGACGUCUCAUCUGGGAAAAGAAUCUAAAGUUUGUGAUGCUUCACAACCUGGAGCAUUCAAUGGGAAUGCACUCAUACGAUCUGGGCAUGAACCACCUGGGAGACAUGACCAGUGAAGAAGUGAUGUCUUUGAUGAGUUCCCUGAGAGUUCCCAGCCAGUGGCAGAGAAAUAUCACAUAUAAGUCAAACCCUAAUCGGAUAUUGCCUGAUUCUGUGGACUGGAGAGAGAAAGGGUGUGUUACUGAAGUGAAAUAUCAAGGUUCUUGUGGUGCUUGCUGGGCUUUCAGUGCUGUGGGGGCCCUGGAAGCACAGCUGAAGCUGAAAACAGGAAAGCUGGUGUCUCUCAGUGCCCAGAACCUGGUGGAUUGCUCAACUGAAAAAUAUGGAAACAAAGGCUGCAAUGGUGGCUUCAUGACAACGGCUUUCCAGUACAUCAUUGAUAACAAGGGCAUCGACUCAGACGCUUCCUAUCCCUACAAAGCCAUGGAUCAGAAAUGUCAAUAUGACUCAAAAUAUCGUGCUGCCACAUGUUCAAAGUACACUGAACUUCCUUAUGGCAGAGAAGAUGUCCUGAAAGAAGCUGUGGCCAAUAAAGGCCCAGUGUCUGUUGGUGUAGAUGCGCGUCAUCCUUCUUUCUUCCUCUACAGAAGUGGUGUCUACUAUGAACCAUCCUGUACUCAGAAUGUGAAUCAUGGUGUACUUGUGGUUGGCUAUGGUGAUCUUAAUGGGAAAGAAUACUGGCUUGUGAAAAACAGCUGGGGCCACAACUUUGGUGAAGAAGGAUAUAUUCGGAUGGCAAGAAAUAAAGGAAAUCAUUGUGGGAUUGCUAGCUUUCCCUCUUACCCAGAAAUCUAGAGGAUCUCUCCUUUUUAUAACAAAUCAAGAAAUAUGAAGCACUUUCUCUUAACUUAAUUUUUCCUGCUGUAUCCAGAAGAAAUAAUUGUGUCAUGAUUAAUGUGUAUUUACUGUACUAAUUAGAAAAUAUAGUUUGAGGCCGGGCACGGUGGCUCACGCCUGUAAUCCCAGUACUUGGGAGGCCAAGGCAGGCAUAUCAACUUGAGGCCAGGAGUUAAAGAGCAGCCUGGCUAACAUGGUGAAACCCCAUCUCUACUAAAAAUACAAAAAAUUAGCCGAGCACGGUGGUGCAUGCCUGUAAUCCCAGCUACUUGGGAGGCUGAGGCACGAGAUUCCUUGAACCCAAGAGGUUGAGGCUAUGUUGAGCUGAGAUCACACCACUGUACUCCAGCCUGGAUGACAGAGUGGAGACUCUGUUUCAAAAAAACAGAAAAGAAAAUAUAGUUUGAUUCUUCAUUUUUUUAAAUUUGCAAAUCUCAGGAUAAAGUUUGCUAAGUAAAUUAGUAAUGUACUAUAGAUAUAACUGUACAAAAAUUGUUCAACCUAAAACAAUCUGUAAUUGCUUAUUGUUUUAUUGUAUACUCUUUGUCUUUUUAAGACCCCUAAUAGCCUUUUGUAACUUGAUGGCUUAAAAAUACUUAAUAAAUCUGCCAUUUCAAAUUUCUAUCAUUGCCACAUACCAUUCUUAUUCCUAGGCAACUAUUAAUAAUCUAUCCUGAGAAUAUUAAUUGUGGUAUUCUGGUGAUGGGGUUUAGCAACUUUGAUGGAAGAAAAUAUUAGGCUAUAAAUGUCCUAAGGACUCAGAUUGUAUCUUUGUACAGAAGAGGAUUCAAAACGCCACGUGUAGUGGCUCAUGCCUGUAAUCCCAACACUUUGGGAGGCUGAAGUAGGAGGAUCGUCUUGAGCCCAGGAGUUCAAGACCAGCCUGGACAACAUAGUGAGACCUUGUCUCCACAAAAAUAAAAAAGAAACUAUCCAGGAGUGGUGGUGUGUGCCUGUGGUCCCUGCUAUGCAGAUGUCUAAGACAGGAGGAUCACAAGAGCCCAGGAGGUUGAGAAUGCAGUGAGCUUGUAAUUGCACCACUGCACUCCAGCCUGGGUGACAGAGCAAGACCCUGUCUUAAAAAAAGAGGAUUCAACACAUAUUUUUAUAUUAUGUUAAAGUAAAGAAAUGCAUAAAAGACAAGCACUUUGGAAGAAUUAUUUUAAUGAUCAACAAUUUAAUGUAUUAGUCCAAAUUAUUUUUACGUAGUCAUCAACAAUUUGACCAGGGCCUUUAUUUGGCAAAUAACUGAGCCAACCAGAAUAAAAUAACCAAUACUCCACUGCUCAUAUUUUUAUCUAAUUCAGAUGGAUCUUCCUUACAACUGCUCUAGAUUAGUAGAUGCAUCUAAGCAGGCAGCAGGAACUUUAAAUUUUUUAAGUUCAUGUCUAUGACAUGAACAAUGUGUGGGAUAAUGUCAUUAAUAUAUCCUAAAUUAACCUAAACGUAUUUCACUAACUCUGGCUCCUUCUCCAUAAAGCACAUUUUAAGGAACAAGAAUUGCUAAAUAUAAAAACAUAAAUAAUACCAUAAUACAUGGCUAUCAUCAAAAGUGUAUAGAAUAUUAUAGUUUAAAAGUAUUUAGUUGAUUACUUUUCAGUUUUGUUUUGUUUUUUGAGACGGAGUCUCACUCUGUUGCCCAGGCUGGAGUGCAGUGGCACCAUCUCAGUUCACUGCAACUUCUGCCUCCCGAGUUCAAGCGAUUCUCCUGCCUCAGCCUCCCGAGUAGCUGGAAUUAUAGGCGUGCACCACCACGCCCAGCUAAUUUUUGUAUUUUUAGUAAAGACAGGGUUUUGCCACAUUAGCCAGGCUGGUCUCAAACUCCUGACCUCAGGUGAUCCACCCACCCCAGCCUCCCAAAGUGCUAAGAUUACAGGCGUGAGCCACUGAGCCCAGCCUACUUUUCAGUUUUUAACAUAAUUUUUGUUUUAUCCACAACUUUUCAAGUAUUGAAAGUAGAAUAAAAACAUGGGUUCUUAGUCUUUAGCUAUCUGUUAAAGCCUAUGAAUGCCUUCUUAAAAUCAUGUUUUUAAAUGCAUAAAAUAUAUAGGAUUACAAAGGAAUCUAAUUAUAUCGAAAUACAGUUAUUAAAAUGUUAAAAGAUAAGUUUGUUAUAUAUUAAUAUGCAUGCUUCUUUAUAAAUGCAUUAAAUAAGAGUUAAUAGCUAUCCUAAAUUUGAAAUAGUGAUAAGCAUAAUGAAAAUAGAUGCAAAAAACUAAUGUGAUAUGAAAAUAUCUGGGUUUUUCUUUUGAUGAUGAAGUAUUGCUAAUAUUACCGUGGUUUAUGAACUAUGUUCAGAAUUGAAGAAAAUCCUAACUUUCAGUUAGAGGUUAGUGACGGGGUUCAGGACACCCUACACAAAAUACAGCACUUUGACAUAUUGAAUAUUUUAAGCUGAAGGCAUUUGAGGAAAUUGCAGAAGCAGGAAGGUGACUCUGACCUUCUGCCUGCUGUUCUCCCCAGAAGCAGCCAUAAAACCUGGGAAGGAUUUUCUGACCUUCCCCUGAAGUAGAUCAUAAGACUGUCAUGUAAGAGGUGCUCUCCUGGCACCCAGAGAAAAGGAGCAUCCUUACCUCCAAAAGCACAGGGACACAAAGAGGAAUCUAAACAAACAGGCCUCUCAGUUUCCCCCAGUUUAUUACAUUUAGCUUGUUCACACUUUGCCCUAUGACAUUUCUACAUCACUGGCUGCUCUUCAUCAAACCUACUAUAAAAAACAUUCAAGUUCAACUGUUUCUUUGGGCCUUUAUUUCCUUAUGGAGCCCCUCGUGUCGUGUAAAACUUAUAUUAAAUAAAUGUGCAUGCUUUUCUCUUGC
This is a messenger RNA of Homo sapiens (human), 3936 nucleotides long. It is a transcript of the gene CTSS, whose product is annotated as cathepsin S. Gene Ontology annotation, cellular component: membrane; lysosome; phagocytic vesicle. The record is from RefSeq and is marked reviewed. Gene Ontology annotation, biological process: basement membrane disassembly; collagen catabolic process; extracellular matrix disassembly. Gene Ontology annotation, molecular function: cysteine-type peptidase activity; peptidase activity; cysteine-type endopeptidase activity. Bases 83 to 1078 code for a protein of 331 amino acids. NCBI's taxonomy places the organism in Eukaryota, Metazoa, Chordata, Mammalia, Primates, Hominidae. The transcript is spliced from 8 exons.